GCAGGUCCAGCAAGCCAGGCAGGUCGGUGGUUGAGUCGGGUGCACUCACGAUUUAGUUGAGCGUUGAGAGUGAACCGAAGUGGUCGUGCUUUUUUUCGUCGUCGCGCGUCGGAACGUCGAGUCGGUGUUGUGUGCGUGCGUGACAAAUACGACGCAAAGAAGGAAGUGUGUAGCAGACGAAGCGCGAAGUAGCAGCUAGAAGAAGGAAAGACUCGGUGUGUAUCAAGAAGUGGGAAGUGUCUAGCAGAACGACGAGGUGAAGAAGGUAGCGACGCAAACUGGACAUGCAAGGCUCGUUGACUGCCAACAAGAACUGCAAACAGACGAGUCUUCCUGCCGUCGUCGUCGUCGUCGUGCCAUCGAACUUUGAGCAUCGGCUUCGUCGUGACCUGCGGCUACGAGGAUGAUGCGACGGGAUCAACAGACGCCGUCCUCAUCCACAUCCACCAACGGUGGCAACAGAUCGGCUUCGAUUACACUGCUGGACGGGUCACUGCCACCUGCCGUCGUCAACGCGGCAGGUAUCCGUGAUGCACGAAGCAAGAGUGCGGACACCAUGAGACGGGACAAGCUGGACGGCAAGGCGGCAGCGGCCGCUUUGAUGUACAUGCAGCUCCAGAUAAAGGAGGAAGCGGCCGAUCCGGACAUCCAGGCCGACUCGGAAGUAUCCCUCGACGCCAACAGCACGCUCGCCCAAGUCCUCGAGGACUUCUCCAACGAUGAGGCGCCCCACGAGCCGGAAAUCGAAAUCAAAACCCGCUCGCUCGCGGACGAGUCCGCCUUCCGGAAGCAGUUCGGCCUGUCGACCGGCACCGCCGCCGCCGCCCAAAAGUCGCUCCAGUUCCAGCUGGGCAACAUGUCGUACCAGCUGGCGGACCAGAUGUUCAAACCCACCCCCGUCAACCUGCUCACCAAGGACAUGCUCGAGCAGAAGAUCACCGAGAAGGAUCCGGAUCUGGUGUACCGGAAGCACCACAACAACAACAGCACCUGGGCGCGUUACAUGCCGAUGUACUACAAAGGGGUCAAGCAGAACUACGUGCGGUGUUUGGAGUGCGGCUGGUUGGUUCUGCACAAGGCCAGCACCGGAACGGGAUCGCUGCUGAGGCACAAGUGCAAGAUCAAGCUGCCGUCCGGGGUGGAGGUGAAGAUCGAGCAGCAACCGGCCUCCAACCGGAACCUCCCGACGAAGCAGACCAACGGAAGUGGGGGAGGUGCCUCGGCGACGGCUGCGGCGGCCAAGUUCCAGACGACAGCUAUGCCGCAGAACGUGAUCGAUGAUCUCGUGCGGCAGCAGGCGUGUUUCCUGUACAAAGAUCUCAGCAGCGUGGAGCUGUUCGACAGUGCGAGCUUCCGGACGUUCGCGCAGAUGUUGGUCAACGUUGGGGUGUACUACGGUCAGCAGGAUAUUGGGUUCCUGGCGGAUAAGUCGAAGCUGCUGGAUCGGAUAAUUCCCUCGAUCUACCAGCAGGCCAGGAUGCAGCUGAACCAAGCGUUGGUGGACUGUGAUCUCAGCUACAGUUUGAGCAUGUUCCGGAACGAGGCGGAGCAGAAAUCGUACGUUACGGUUAAUUCCUACACGGUUGCAGAGGAUUACUACUUCCGCAAGAUCAACGUUAAGACUGUCCAAGUAGAUGAGCUAGAUGAGUUUGUUGGCAGCAUGCCGACGAUAAUUCCUGAGAUUUUGGAGCGAGAACAGACGGAACCGCUGAAGCUGGUGUACGGUUCCAAACUCAACGUGCCACGCUCCGAGGAGUUCGAGCUGAUUCCGUGCGUGGUGACCGCCCUCUGGGGGAUCAUGAAGAAGAUCAUGGACAUGUUCGAGUUUGACAGCGAACAGUACGUGGAGAAGAUCUUCCUGGCCGAAGAUGACGACGAGGACGAGGAUGCGAUGAAGAAGAUACUGGCUCCGUUCAAGGAACCACUGCGGAGUCUGGUGGCGGACGGGACGGCGACAAUAAGCGAGGUGGUUCUCUGGAAGAAGAAGCUGGAGAAACACUUUCGCGUUGAGGAGGCAGACGACGAGAACAUGAAGACUAUUAAAGAAGCAUUCCAGAUGCAGAUCAAGCAAAGCUUGAAGCUGCACGACUACCACAAGAUAGCGGUCUUCCUGGAUCCGAAGUUCAAGGGACUUCGCUUCCUAACCGAAGAGGAGCGCGUCGAAACGCUUGCCAUCGUGAAGGCGCAACUGGCCCGCGAUCAGGACGGGAUCGAGCAGCUGCGGAAGCUACACUCGAGCGGCAAAAAGAACGUCGACAUCCAGAAGGAGUCCAAGUUCUACGAAUUUAUGGACCUCUCGCUGGAGGUGGAAUCGUCCGACGUGGUGGACGACGAAAUUCGCCAGUACGUGGACGUCAAGCUGGAAGCCCCGGUGGACGUCCUGAGCUACUGGCGCACCGAGUGUUCCUUCCCGCUGCUCAAGAAGCUCUGCCAGCGAGUACUAAACAUUCCAGCGGCCUGUGAUGACAUGAAGCUGCGAUUCGGCCGAGCCGACCAGCUGGACUUCCUCAAGAAGCGGGCCGUACUGCGCGAGGAGGAGAUCGACAUGAUGCUCUACUUGAACCAGAAUGGUCCGUGAAAAGCAAAUAAAAGACUUGAAAUGUGUUAUUUUUAUACUAAA
Molecule: messenger RNA, 2620 nt
Organism: Culex pipiens pallens (northern house mosquito)
Lineage: Eukaryota; Metazoa; Arthropoda; Insecta; Diptera; Culicidae
Exons: 2
Coding region: 404-2578 (724 amino acids)
Source: RefSeq, a predicted model, not a curated record